CGGGGAACUUAUUUCUCUGUAACACCGGAAACCGUGUUUCGCUAACAUGCGUCUGUAGCAGCAGUGACUUGUUUUCUUCGGUGUACACCUAGUUUUUAACUUUAUCCGUGUUUUCACGACAAUGUCCGGCAGGUCGGAGCUAAAGAUUAACUCCCGGUUCGCGCAGAGGUAUGAGAAGUACCGGCAGAAGGAGGAGCUGCAGAAGCUGAAGGACCGGUUCGGAGACCGAGCCGAUGAGAGCGACUCCGACUCGUCCGAGUCCAGCUCUGACGGCAGCGACGUGGAGCUGGACCCUGAUGCGGAGAGGGACUUCUACAGAACUCUGUCGCUGCUGAAGAAGAAGGACCCAAAGAUUUAUGAGAAAGAUGUCAAGUUUUACUCAGAAGAGUCGCCCCACAGUGAAGCCAAGCCGUCAACGUCGAAGAGAGACAAAGUGAAGCCGAUGUAUCUGAAGGACUAUGAGCGUAAAGUCAUCCUGGAGAAGGAAGGCAAAUAUGAAGAUGAUGAUGGCGACGAAAGCGAUGACGAGGAGGCUGCUACGAGAAGAGAGAGGGCCGCCUCCCCGAGCUACAUCCAGGAGCAGAGGGAGCUGAGGGAGAGCCUUCGGAAGUUUGUCGAGGACAGCGAUGAGGACGCCGGGGAUGAAGGAGCGUCGUACCUUCUCACCAGGAGAAUCAAAACACAGGAAGAGAAGGAUAAAGAAGAGGCGGAAUAUCUGGACUGGCUGAAAGGCCAAGCUGAGCUGGAUGGUCCAGAGGAGGUGAAGGACAUGAAAUACUUGAGAGACUACUGGAAUGACCCGGAGCUGGAUGAGAAGGAGCAGUUCCUCCGGGAUUACAUGCUGAACAAGGGCUACCUGGAGGACGAGGACCCAGACGAACGGAUCCCGACUUACGACGAGGUGGUCCAGGAUGACUCGGAGGAGGAGGGAGAGGCGUUCCUGGAGCGUCAGGAGGAUUUUGAGAGAAGCUACAACUUCCGCUUCGAAGAGCCCGACGCCCAACAGGUGAAGACCUACCCCCGAACCAUCGCCACGUCCGUUCGCUCCAAAGACGACCGCCGGAAACGCAAACGGGAGGAAGUGAAGGAACGGAAGCAGAAGGAGAAGGAGCAGAAGCAGGAGCAGCUGAAGCAGCUGAAGAACCUGAAGAGGAACGAGAUCAUGGAGAAGCUGAAGCAGCUGCAGGAGCUGACGGGAAACGAGCAGCUGGCUUUCAGCCAGGACGACCUGGAGGGAGACUUUGACCCCAAACAGCACGAUCGCCUCAUGCAGAAAUUCUUUGGAGAUGAAUAUUAUGGAGGAGAGGAAGAGGAGAAGCCUCAGUUUGAGGAUGACGAUGAGCUGGAGGAGCACUGGAACUGGGACACCUGGACAGGAGAGGGACAGGAGGAAGACUACGGUGAAGAGGAGUGUGAUGGAGAAGACGCCGCUGGACCCCACUGUGAGGAUGAAGGGUUCAUCAUGGACGCCGACUACGACCCCAGCCAGCACACCGCCUCCAAGAAGAAGAAGAAGGAGAGGAAGAAGAUGAGGAAGGAGGACCUGCCGCAGACGGGCAAAAAGAAAAAGAAGUCCCACUUUGCAGAGGUCGUCACCAGAAGCAAGCCCGUGUUUGAUCCCGAGGAGAAGACCUUUGAGCAGUACCUGGACGAGUUCUACAAGUUGGACUACGAAGACAUCAUCGACGACCUCCCCUGCAGGUUUCGCUACAGGCAGGUUCUGCCCAACGACUUCGGCCUGACCACGAACGAGAUUUUAAGUGCCGACGACAAGGAGCUGAACCGCUGGUGCUCUCUGAAGAAGACGUGCAUGUUCAGGUCCGAGAAGGAGGAGUUCAGUGAUCUGAAGAACUAUCAAAUCAAAGCACGGAACGUGAAGAAGAAGAAGGAAAUCCUGAGCUCGGUGUUUUCUGAGGAGGAUAAAGAAGGUCCAGAGGCGAACGCCAAGCUGGGAAAGAAACGUCGGGAUCGACUGAAGAAGGCGGAGAAGCAAGGAGCAGAUGUCAGCGCAGCGUCUAACGAGGAGUCUUCAGAGGAGGCGCUUAGCCGUGUCCUCAAAGACACAGCGGACAACUCGGAAGAAGAGGAGGAGGUCUUAAUACCAAAGAAGAAGAAGCGAGAAGAGGAGGCUGUUGCAACCGAGAAACACGUUAAAGUGAACGACGGGAGAGAAAAACCGAAAGGGUUCAAGAAGAAGCCCAGACCUCCAGGUGGUCGUCCCAAACCUGGAGCUAAAGGGGUGAAGAUCGGCGGGCGAGAGUUCACCGGUCAGAGACUGAAGGCCUACGGCCUGAACCCCAAGAGACUGUUCUUCAGACAGCUGGGCAGGCAGAGGCGGAAGGCCGAGGAGAAGCAGCUCAGGCAGAAAAACAAGGAGGGAUAGCGCCAGCAGCGUUUUCAGUGUCCUGCUUUUAAUUAGAGCUGUCUGAAAGACAGGCGAGUCUGCAAAACUGCAUUAAAAUCACGUAAAACCU
Nothobranchius furzeri (turquoise killifish) is the source of this 2474-nucleotide messenger RNA. RefSeq names its product KRI1 homolog (gene kri1). Gene Ontology annotation, biological process: endonucleolytic cleavage in ITS1 to separate SSU-rRNA from 5.8S rRNA and LSU-rRNA from tricistronic rRNA transcript (SSU-rRNA, 5.8S rRNA, LSU-rRNA). Lineage: Eukaryota; Metazoa; Chordata; Actinopteri; Cyprinodontiformes; Nothobranchiidae. The record is from RefSeq and is a predicted model, not a curated record. Gene Ontology annotation, cellular component: nucleolus; 90S preribosome.